AUGCCUACUUGCAACCAUGAUAUUCUCACAUUCGAGCCCUCUCCGCAUGCAAACGAAGCUGGUUUCGAGAGACAGAACGAGCUUAGCAGAACGCAUGCUGCUCACGGCAAGUCCAACAACGCUUCACCAACAUCAGUAAAGGCAUCGCACUUUCCGGCAUCAUUGGUAUUACCUGGUGACGAGCUCUCUUUCGAUCCAAAAUACAAGCCGCAGAGUUUGGACUCCUGGCGUCGUUUGAAGGGAAGAGUCGCGGCGAAAACCAACAGGCGUACUAUUUACCUUGUUCCUCAUCCAGAAUAUGCAGCCGAGGUCGAACACGCUCGAGAAUGGGCUGUGCCGCAGCUGCAGAAUGCUAAAAAGGGUGUUGCUCAGGCCAGACCCAAGCCGGGAGGGCUAUCUUCACCGCGAGCUACAGAUUUGCUGGAGUAUCUUCAAGCUUUCUAUCACCCCCUUGAAGUCAAGAUGUAUGACGGACCACAGCUGGAGUUCGUGUCUUGGGAGAAAGCUUCUGGUAAAAAGCAGAAGAACAAUGAGCGCGAACGAAUUGGUCUCAAUAUCGGGAAAGAAGUCAUCGGUAUUCGCCAUCGUCCUUCGAAAGAUGAUUUGUUCACCGGACAGCUGAACCUCAACGAUCUUCUGGACGCUGCGAUUGCUAUGCUGCCAGCUGAUGCGCAUGCAAUCUUGAUGGCUGUUGACCAUGACCUGUACGAGGAUGAACCGGAUGAUUUCUGCUGCGGUAGGGCUUAUGGCGGAAGCCGUGUAGCCGUUGUCACCAGCUCGCGAUACAAUCCUGUGCUGGACAAAGUCCAGGAGAUUGAGACUGAGCACGUCUGGCCGGCGAGUCACUGCCAAGCAUUUGUGAACGCUUGCUGUAGUGGUGAGCCCCUCGAGCUGCCUGCAAGGAAGUCGAGAGCUCGGAGGCAAUUUCCAGCCGACUCAGCGAUGGACGCUGCCGUUGCCGCUUAUGUGGCGAAUUUGAAACCUGCAAAAACGUCAGCCGCAUACAUGUACGGCCUGUGGUUCUCUCGCGUGUGCAAGACUGCAGCGCAUGAGCUUGGGCAUUGUGUUGGAAUGGAUCAUUGUGUCUACUAUGCUUGUCUGAUGCAAGGCACGGCGGGGCUGAGCGAGGAUGGAGCGCAGCCUCCGUACUUGUGUCCGGUAGAUCUGGCAAAGCUUUUAGAAGCUACUGGAGGUGUUGCGAAGCGGGGGGAGAGGUAUGAAGCUCUAUUGAGGUUCUGCGAUACAUGGAGCACGGUACCUGGCGGUGAGAUGUGGGCAGCGUUUGGAGCGUGGAUUAGAGUGCGACUUCAAACUGAAGAACGGCAGUCCAUGCAACAGGGCUCGAACAUUGAGAAUGCUAUCGAGCUGAGUCCGUAG
Molecule: messenger RNA, 1377 nt
Organism: Cercospora beticola
Lineage: Eukaryota; Fungi; Ascomycota; Dothideomycetes; Mycosphaerellales; Mycosphaerellaceae
Product: archaemetzincin
Biological process (GO): proteolysis
Molecular function (GO): metallopeptidase activity
Source: RefSeq, a predicted model, not a curated record